GUUCUGGAUAAAUUGAUUGAUAGAGAUAAAGAGAUUCAAGCUCUAGUAGAAACAGCUAUACAGAUGAGAGGGAGGCAGCGUGAUAUUGAUUGGUUUGAGAAUCAGAUUGACAUGCGUAAGAAUGACCUUGAGGACCUUCAGAACAGACUUUAUGAUGCUGAGAAACUACUGGAGUUGACAGUGCAUCAGGGAAAACAGAAGUUGGACUCAAUUGAGAAAGCACAGCAAGGGGCAGUGUCACCUGAGAAACUCAUUCAUUAUGCACACAAGAUCAGUCAAGCCAGUACUGCUGUCUCACCUGUUGGCUGGCAACCAAGUGAGUUACAGAAUUUCUUAUUGCCAUUGGCAUAA
This is a messenger RNA of Amphimedon queenslandica, 351 nucleotides long. Its product is annotated as mediator of RNA polymerase II transcription subunit 4-like. Gene Ontology annotation, cellular component: core mediator complex; mediator complex. The record is from RefSeq and is a predicted model, not a curated record. Gene Ontology annotation, molecular function: transcription coregulator activity. Lineage: Eukaryota; Metazoa; Porifera; Demospongiae; Haplosclerida; Niphatidae. The transcript has 5 exons. The annotation marks the transcript as partial. Gene Ontology annotation, biological process: regulation of transcription by RNA polymerase II.